This is a messenger RNA of Tachysurus fulvidraco (yellow catfish), 3042 nucleotides long. RefSeq names its product reticulophagy regulator 1 (gene retreg1). Lineage: Eukaryota; Metazoa; Chordata; Actinopteri; Siluriformes; Bagridae. The transcript has 9 exons. The record is from RefSeq and is a predicted model, not a curated record. Gene Ontology annotation, biological process: reticulophagy; negative regulation of neuron apoptotic process. Gene Ontology annotation, cellular component: endoplasmic reticulum membrane. The coding region runs from base 89 to 1339 and encodes 416 amino acids.
CAGCGGCAGAACAACAACAAAGCCUCAAGCAGCUGUCUCUGGGUGCACGCGCUCGCUGGGAGGAGCGCGAGCUCAGUCAGGGUGCGCUAUGGCUGAGAGAGCGGAUCAGGAGGCUACGGGAACCCGGAGGCCCUCAUCAAUUACCCCGCCGCCGACGUGCUGCCGAAAAACUCUGAUGAAUUAUAAAAGACCGAUGAAGACUUGCGCCACCUUUGUAGCGACAAACGUCGUGUUCUGUUUUGUGUCCUUUAGUCCAUUCCGAGUGGUUUGUCUUCUCUGCUUGUGUCUGCUUCUAUUGCUGCUGGUACAGUUGCUGAAGGACAUAGCCCUUUCCAGGUCAAAAGGAUCCAGUUUAUGGAGGAGUAUGACAGGCAGUUGGGAGCUGGUGGAUUCCAGUCAGGAGAGCAGGUCUGGGGCAGAAGCUCAGCUUACAGACUGCUGGAUAAGUAUCAAGCUGUUCCUUAAGGAGAUGUCGUCUUUCAAACAGCAGAAUCCGGGCAAGUUUUGUCUCCUGGUAUGUAGUUUGUGCUUUUGCCUAGCCAUACUGGGCAAUUACAUUCCAGGAGUCGUUAUUUCAUAUAUUAUAGUGCUAGGCAUUUUCCUGUGGCCUCUAGUGUCAACACAUGAAUUAGGGUUGUGGCUGGAACCAGUUCUGCAGAAACUGAACUUUGGAGUGGGGCACUUCCUGCAAAAGAUUAAAGAGAAUCAUGAAAAGCGAUUGCUCCAAGCAGAGGCUGAGAAAGAAAGCAUUGAAGCCGAUCUGUCCUCAAUGUUCCCUAAGCUGGACUCCACGGUGUGCAGGGAGCUGUCUGUAUCAGACACAGAAGCCUCUGAAGUAACGUGGACUGAUAACGGCACCUUUAACUUAUCAGAGGGACACACACCUCAGACAGAGAACUCAGAGGAUCUAGAUCAUCGCAGCGAAGAGGAAGUGUUCUCAAGUGGCCUCACUGAAUUUCCCUCCGUGGAUAACGGCACAGGGACAAACGGGGAUGAUGAGGACCUGAGCAUCGGCUUGCCCAUCAUGUACGUCCCCCAGCACAGAGUUGCUCAAGGGACAGGUGGAGUGGAUGACGCUGCAGCGACUCAAGCUUUUGGACUUCUACAAAGGAUGGCCGAGAACACCAUCACAGCUGCAGUCACUUCUGCCAUACAAGAAAAGCUGGAGUCAGCGAUUGCUGACAACACAGACAGUGAGGCUGAGGACUUUGAAUUGCUGGACCAGUCCGAGCUUGAACAUCUGGAGGGUGAGCUGGGCUUGGAGAAAGUGAGUGGUAAACUUCAGUCCAAACAUACUAAAAAUGCCGGAUUUUUCUCCAAACUGCUUGGGCACCAGUAAUGACAACAUCUUUGUAAUGGUUCAGAAGCGUGAGCAUAAAACAGUCCUAGAGACUGGGGAAGGUCCAGAUUAAUGACGGUAUUCCAUUUUAUUUUAUAUUUUAACGUUACAAUUUUUCAAUUAAAUCACCUUGCAGUAAAUUCCAAAUACAUAGAGGAAGGAUGCUUCUUGUACACUGCUCUGUGAGGUUUUGAUACUUGCAGUUUCUGCUUUAUUUUUUUAUAUCUUCUUCAUGUAUUUACAUGGGCCCCCUUUUAAAAGAAAUCCCAAGUCUGGUCCCCAUUUUAAAAGAAAUUUUAUUUGAUUUUCAGGCUUGAUCUUUCUUUAAAAAAAGAAACUUUUGUCAUUUGUUUGUAUGGAUUUGUGAUCUAAAACAUUUGUUUUGUGAAUUUUCUUUAUUGGUUAUAUUUCUAUCGGGUUGAAUUCAAUUGGUUAUAUUCAGUGUAAAACUAUGGCCAAGAGUGAUGUUGUAAUACAUUAGACACCAAAUCAAUCCAAACAAAUAUCUAAACAAAGUAGUUUAAAAAAACAUUUUAAAAAUGUGGUACAAUCGGUUAUACCAGGUUUUUCCCCCCAAUGAAUUACAUGUUCAAUUCACAGUGACAUCACUUUCAGACUUCCUUUUUACUUGGGAUGCCAAUUUAACAGAAUGUAGUUCGUUAUAGUUCGAGAGACAGAGAGAGACAGAGACAGACAGAGACACAGUGAGAGUGAGAGAGACAAAGUGAGAGUGAGUCUCAUUAUGCUGCUACCUACUAUAGUAGUCAAUGAGGGAUGUGCAGAUCUUCUCCUCUCAGCACCUUCUUUCCUAAUAGAAUACACAGCUCAAAGGCCAAAGACACAAGGCCUCUAACAAAAUAAGACACGUCAUGAGGGUUUCCACAUGAAUAACUACAUCAUUACCAAAAAAAAAAAACUUUUUAUCUGUAACUCAAGCAGAUAAAUGUUAUGUUGCCUAUUAUAUUUUUAGGUGUUGUAUUUAUUUUAUUUUUUUUAAAUUAAACCUUGUUUUGGAGCUGGAGGUCUCAGUACUAGAGUGUGCAUGAAAAAUCUUUUUAUUUGUAUUUGCACCUUACUUAGAGCACACUGACACUGAGCAUAACAGUUUUAAGUAAAUGAAACUAUUUGGAGUGCACACACACACACCACACACACACUCACAUACAUACACACACACACACACACACACAUGCACUGUCCACUUUAUUAGGAACACCUCUAUACAGUCAUGAAGUUUUCUAAUCAGCCAAUCGGUGACUGUUCUGAGGUCGAAGGAAAGUAGAGACGGAUUAAAGAAACAACAGGAAAAUGAUGCCUCAUUAUAUCCACUGAGGAUUUAAUCAUUACUCAAUGAAGUUCGUUACGUCUAUCUAAAAUGACUUUCUAAAUGUACUAUGAACUGUACUAUGAAAUAAUGUAAGCAGCCUAUAUUAUUCCAGUAACAGUUACUCAAUAUCUACUUUUCUAUUGUGAUUAUUAUGAUCAUCAUUCAAAAAAAAAAAUCAUUUGUUUCAGUGUCAGUGUAAUUCCAAAUGCAACUGAAUGUACUAUUUCUUUCUUUCUUUCUUUCUUCUCGCCUGAUAGAUUACUUCACAUACAUAUUAUGCCUGUGUGAACUGUGUGUCAGAAUGAAAGAACAUGAAAUAUAGCUGUAUGUAAAUGAUCUUACAAGAAUGGGAUUAAAAUAUAAAGAUUUAAAGUUA